Megalobrama amblycephala (Wuchang bream) is the source of this 1170-nucleotide messenger RNA. Its product is annotated as zinc finger BED domain-containing protein 5-like. Lineage: Eukaryota; Metazoa; Chordata; Actinopteri; Cypriniformes; Xenocyprididae. The transcript has 2 exons. The record is from RefSeq and is a predicted model, not a curated record. Bases 1 to 1170 code for a protein of 389 amino acids.
AUGGCGUCUUUCAAAGUUGCGUACAGGAUUGCCCAGUGCAAGAAACCACAUACAAUAGCCGAGCAGCUCAUUCUUCCCGCUGCUCAGGACAUGGUGUCAGUUAUGCUGGAUGAGACAUGCGCCGGCAAACUGAAAGCUAUACCUCUGUCAAACGACACAGUUGCACGACGAAUACACAACAUUUCAGAUGAUCUUGAGGACCAACUCAUGGAAAAACUCAGAGACACAGGAUUUGCACUGCAAGUAGAUGAGGCUACUGUCAGCAAUCAAGAUUGUUUGUUCAUUUCAUAUGUUCGCUUUGUAUAUUCUGAGUCACUGAGAGAGGAUUUGCUGUUUUGCAAAUAUGUCCAAACUAGGGCGACGGCUGAUGAACUCUUUAAGAUUCUUGACAGCUAUCUCAUAGAACAUGAUCUGAAAUGGGAAAACUGUUUAGGCUUUUGCUCCGAUGGUGCUCAGACCAUAGCAGGAAGAAGGAAAGGACUGCAGGCACUUAUAAAGCGGGUCGCUCCACAAGCGCAAUGGACACACUGUGUUAUUCACAGGGAGGCGCUCGCGUCAAAGCAGCUCAGCCCCGAACUAAACAAGGUCUUGACGGACGUUGUGGCCAUGGUCGAUUUCAUCAAAGCCCGACCCUUGAAAGCGCGAAUGUUCUCCGCACUUUAUGAGGAGAUGGGAGCUGAUCAUACAGGUGUUUUAUUUCACAGCGAGGCAAGGUGGCUGUCCCGAGGCAAAGUGUUGUCGCGAGUUUUUGAGAUUAGAGCGGAGUUUGGGGCCUUUUUGGAAGAGGAACACAUGUAUGACGCUGCAGGCAAGUUCAGUGAUGAACAGAUUCUGAUGAAACUGGCCUAUCUUAGCAAUGUAUUUGAAAAGCUGAACGAAUUAAAUAUUCAACUUCAAGGCAGAGACAAGCAUCUACCUCACCUAGCAGACAAGAUCACUGCAUUCAUUCGAAAGCUCGAGGCAUGGGGCAGACACCUUGAUCAAAGAAGUACUGAUGCCUUUGAGAAUCUGAGUGAAAUUGCUGAAACCACACCUGCAGAUUUCAGCCCUGCAGAAGAGGACCAAUUCGUUGAGAUGACGAGCAACUCCACUCUUAGGCUGAGGUUUCCAGUUCAGACACUGAGUGAAUUCUGGCUUGGAGUGGAGAAAGAGUAUCCACUCAUUGGGUAG